Messenger RNA from Trichogramma pretiosum, 2583 nucleotides. It is a transcript of the gene Caper, whose product is annotated as RNA-binding protein 39. The coding region runs from base 800 to 2386 and encodes 528 amino acids. Gene Ontology annotation, cellular component: nucleus. The record is from RefSeq and is a predicted model, not a curated record. NCBI's taxonomy places the organism in Eukaryota, Metazoa, Arthropoda, Insecta, Hymenoptera, Trichogrammatidae. Gene Ontology annotation, biological process: mRNA processing. The transcript has 8 exons. Gene Ontology annotation, molecular function: RNA binding.
AUUUAGACCGCGAUAAUACAGAAGGCAUAUAGAUUUCGAAGUCGAACUCCGUAAACCCGUAGGCCGUAGUGGAAAUUGACCAAACCGAGGCAUACGGAAUAUCACGUAGAGUGGCCCCGCUUUUUCCACUGAUAUACCCCAGAGAGAUUAGAAUCCACCUUUUGGCGGCUUUUUGGGUUAGAGCGACACAAACAAACGUCAGAAAAAAACUGGACGCCUCGGCGCGCUCUCGAAUUGGCUGUGCCACGUUGAUCCGCGAUAAACUGGCGUGUGUGUGCAUUGUAAUAAGCGAAGAAUUUCCGCGCGCUCUGCAUGAUACACACCAGUCACCACAUACGAAUGCUUCGAUGCCGUGCGUGGUUCGAAAUAGUUGCGAAAUAUAUAAAGCGGAGACGGUGCGAAACUGAACGUGCCAUUACAUUACGAUAUAUAUAUAUCCUAACUCCUAAGUUACCGCGUAACCUACGUGCGGUACAAACGGGCGCUGAUCUUGGUUCACUGUGUAGUUUGUGAUUGUUUAUAACCUGCAACAUUGAUAAAAGUUAACACCUGACUUGGGGAAAAAAGUGUCAAUGUGUAAUUGUUACAAAAUUAAUCUAUAAGAGUAGGUUAAAAACAUUUUUAGAAAUAAAAUUAGAAUUUCAUCGUAGGGACGAGAAUCAAGCGGACUGUUUGGUUGUUGCCAAGCCGAAAGAGGCAACAAACGCAACUUAACGCACGAUAAAAACUUAUGAUGUUUUUAAAAAUCUGUGCAUAAAUUAUUCUCGACUUGUUUUGAUCAAUAACCACAUUGAAGAAAAUGGCGGAGGAUUCAGAUGUUGAGGAGAUGCUGGAGGCAUCGUACAAAAAAGGGGAACGUGAUUCUACAAAGGAUAAAUCAUACAAAGAAAAUGGCUCCAGCAAAAAGUCAUCUUCUGGAAAAGACAAACAUAGAUCUCGAUCGCGAUCAAAAUCCCGAGAUCGUCAUAGAGACAAAAGUAGGCGUGACAGAAGUGACAGACACAGAGAUUCGGAAAGAAGGCACAAAUCACAUUCUAAAGAUAGGCGAGACAAAGAAAGUGACAAAAUUCGUGAUGGCCGGGACAGAGAUAGAGACAGGGACAGGGAUAGGGAAAGGGAACGCGACCGAGGAGAAAGAGGAGACCGAGGAGAUAGAGGUGAUAGAGGAGAUAGAGACAGGGACUAUGAUAAAAGAAGAAAAAGAUCACUAACACCUAUUUCACUCCCUAGAGCCCCUCGACACUUGAAAAAAGGCGGAAGUCCACUUGCUGCCAAAGGCGAUGAAUUAACACCCGAAGAACGAGAUGCUAGGACAAUUUUCUGCAUGCAAUUGAAUCAGCGAAUUCGAGGUCGGGAUUUGGAAGAAUUCUUUUCGAGCGUGGGCAAAGUACAAGACGUUCGAUUAAUAACUUGUAAUAAAACGAGGCGUUUCAAAGGAAUUGCUUAUGUUGAAUUCAAAGAUCCUGAAAGUGUAACACUUGCUCUUGGAUUAUCUGGUCAAAAAAUAUUGGGAAUUCCCAUUGUAGUUCAACACACUCAAGCGGAAAAAAAUCGAAUGGGUAAUUCAAUGCCAAACCUUAUGCCCAAAGGUCAAACUGGUCCAAUGCGGCUUUAUGUUGGCUCUUUACACUUUAAUAUAACUGAAGAUAUGUUAAGAGGUAUUUUUGAACCUUUUGGCAAAAUUGAAAAUAUACAAUUGAUGAUGGAUCCUGAAACUGGAAGGAGUAAAGGCUACGGCUUUUUAACGUUUAGAAACGCUGAAGAUGCUAAAAAAGCUCUAGAACAGUUAAAUGGAUUUGAAUUAGCUGGACGACCAAUGAAAGUAGGCAAUGUCACUGAACGUGCUGAUUUAAUGCAAGGUUCGUCGAUAUUGGACAACGAUGAACUUGACAGAACUGGAAUUGAUCUUGGAGCUAGUGGCAGGCUGCAGUUGAUGUUCAAGUUGGCAGAAGGUACAGGAUUGGAAAUUCCUGCUGCUGCUGCCAAUGCUUUAAAUAUACCAACAUCUAAUCCAGCUCCAGCUCCACAAACAGCACCUCCAAUAGCAACUCAGUGUUUUAUGCUAUCUAAUAUGUUUGACCCACAAAAUGAAACAAAUCCGACGUGGGCCAAAGAAAUACAAGACGAUGUUAUUGAAGAGUGCAAUAAGCACGGUGGUGUUCUGCACAUUUAUGUUGAUCAGGCAUCGCCACAAGGAAAUGUUUACGUCAAGUGCCCAUCUAUCGUUACGGCUGUUGCAGCUGUAAAUUCGUUACAUGGUAGAUGGUUUGCUGGGCGCGUCAUCACUGCUGCUUACGUUCCUGUCGCGAAUUAUCAUUCGCUUUUCCCAGACGCUGUAGCAGAAGUUCAAUUACUUUUACCAAGUGCUUCUAGACGAGGCAUGUGAUUGUAAUAAAUACUUAACGUUUUUAUCGAAAUAUCUUGAAAAUUAUAAUGAAUUGUUUUCUUGUAAUGUUUCAUAUGUAAGAAUUAGAUCCUUAUGUACCAUUUCAAUAUAUUAAUACUUUCUGAAGAAAAAGAAUUAGCUUAAGUUAAAUCUCAUUUUCAAAAAAGUAAAGAUGAAAAAAACGCACUUAAAAACUA